UUGUGAAUUUGUUUGCGUUGUAUUUAGAUAACAGUACAGAAAUUGAUGCUAAUUUAAUGUAUGUUGUUGAAGAGCAAGUUACUUCUAUCUAUUCUAUUACAGCUUCAAUGUUGUUUUUCUUCUGUCAAUGUGAUUUUCUUGGGACCACAUUUUCAUUUUACCACCACAAACCGAUGCUGGCUCGAAGACCGCAAUUCACGAUGGAAGAUCACCCGAGUAUUUGUAAAUCGUCUGGGGUUGAGAGAAUGCCACUCACUUGAACAUAAUUUACAUCUCAAUCACUGAUGGCCAUGAUUUGUCUUUUUACAUGGAAACAGUUUGUCAUAAUGAAACCUAAGGUUGAUUAGCUUAUAUUUCAUUAUUCUUUCGAAGUUUGUAGCUAAACCAAAGUAAAGAUUCAAAGGAAAUAUUCUCCAAGGAAGGGCUAAAGUUGCAACCUAUCGGAUUUGAUUUCUGUCUAGAGCCAGGCUGUGUUGGAUCUAAUGCUUAACUGCCUGGCCACUUUCAUUUAUCAUGCAAUACUUCCACCCCCUUUUAAUGCAAUGCAUAGCUGCUUUUUUCCUUUCAAACUCCGACAUGGAUUAUUGAGGGAAAAAAACCCUGUCUAACCAUAGUCAGUGGAACUCUUACCACCAUUGUCAGUUCAUUUCAUUAUCAUCACAAUUUAUGAUAAAUGUACAUGCAGGCCUUGAUUUUCACUUUGAUUCCAUUCCACACGGAACACUUUGUUCAGGUAGGACUACAAUUAUCAGCGUUCUGUAGGGAAAAAGUCACAUUUUGUUCCACAUAAGAUCACUUGUCUGCUAUCUGAAUGCUAUAACUCAUCACGUCAUUUUACAUCUUGAGUAGCCUAAUGUGUGUUUAGUCAUAUUCAUUAGUAAGUAACUGGCACCUAAUUAUGUUUAAUUCUCCUGAUUUAUUCUGUCACAUGCUAAUUCCAUGUCUUUGUUCACUUUGUUUGUAUAUGACCUCUUCCCAACUGACAAACCAAAUGUAUUUUUUUUACCUUCAAACUGGCCAUUCUAUGGUAACCUAUGUGCCUUAACGCUUAAAUUGAUUUUUGCUAUGUAAAACUAGAAUAAAAUCUCAAACAUAUUUUUCUAUGAAAGAGUGGUGUACACUCUUCGCAAACACCACAGAAAGAGUGCAAUUUACUAUUCAACGGUAUAUUUGGCCUUCCAUAAAGACAAGUCUUUGGCACUGCACUUUGAGAGGGGGGGUAUUCAGCAAAAAUCUGAGCAGAUUCUCAGUCUUCAGAAAGGUGUCGGUGAAUUUUCCACCUCUUUAGCAGGCUCCAAGUACAGUAAAUAUACCAGCAGAUGGCGCCACAACCCCAUUCUAGAUGACAAGUUGACAACUAGACACCACCCGUCGACGAUAAAGCUGCUGCUACAUUCGGAACCAGGCUAGCAGUAAUUAUAUAUUUCUUUACUUACUGAGUGUUGGAAACUAACUCACUAAUUUCGUUUUGGGUUGUGCAGCACCAGUUGCUGACACUGCAAGGUGGGGGAGUAAGCUAUUGAGAUUAGAUGCUCGAGAGACAUUUUUUUGUUGUUGAUGAGCCGAGCAACAUGGACACAAAGAACAAAAAGAUGAAGUGACUCACCCAAAGGAGCAUGCUGGCCACAAAGAGACAGAAGAUUAGAUGUCACCGACAUGAACGUGCAAGCCGCGCAGAAAUAAGCUGAGGGAUGACAUCACUGGCUGUCGGCGUGGUCCUUUGUCUAACAGGCUGGUUCACUCUCUACACACUACUGUGUAACACCAAUGGCAGCCACGGUUCUGAGUGGAAUUGUAGGCUGGUCACACUGCUCCAUGGAAUCCUGGCCGUCUGUAUAACAGCAUACAUAGGCUAUGUGGAUGGACCUUGGCCCUUCACACAUCCAGGCACAAAGAACACUCCCCUUCAGAUCAGUGCUAUGGUCAUUAGCCUGGGCUACUUCUUCUUCGAUAUGGGCUGGUGUAUUUACUUCCGCACCGAAGGCCCGGUGAUGCUGGCUCACCACACCAUGAGCAUCCUGGGUAUUUUGUUGACCCUGAGCUUGGGAGAAUCAGGCAUCGAGUCCUGCGCCGUGCUCUUUGGCAGUGAGAUCACCAACCCCCUGCUGCAAACUCGCUGGUUCCUGAGACAGUUGGGUCGCUAUGAGAGCGUGACAGGGGAGGUGGUGGAUGUUCUGUUUGUGGUGCUAUUUGUGUUCAUGCGCAUAGUGGUUGGCGGGAGGAUGUUGUACUGCGAGCUCAUCUCCCCACGGCCCAGGUUAAUUAUAAAGUGUGGGGGAGUUGCCAUGUAUGUGCUGUCCUGGGUGUUCAUGGUGGACAUUGGUCGUUUCGCCUACCGCAAGAGUCAAUCCAAAUACAGACGCUGGAGAGACCAACACAAAUUGGCAGCAGUUAACGGAAAGGCCGACUGAAAGACUUCCUUAUCAUUAGAAGAUGAAUAAAAACAUCUAAUGUUUAUACUAAUAGAACUUCUUUAACAAAUGAUUAACUACCAAUGAUUGUGUAUGAUUAUUGGGGAGUAGUCUUUGGUAUUCAGCUUACACUUGUACAUUAUUGUGCUCAGUUUAGGAAAACCAAGAUGCUCAGUUUAGACAUACACUGUUCAUCACUCACUUUGGGUUAAUAAACUGGGUGGUUCGAGCCCUGAAUGC
This is a messenger RNA of Oncorhynchus gorbuscha (pink salmon), 2651 nucleotides long. Its product is annotated as TLC domain-containing protein 5-like. Lineage: Eukaryota; Metazoa; Chordata; Actinopteri; Salmoniformes; Salmonidae. The record is from RefSeq and is a predicted model, not a curated record. The transcript is spliced from 3 exons. Gene Ontology annotation, cellular component: membrane. The coding region runs from base 1692 to 2411 and encodes 239 amino acids.